Rotaria sp. Silwood1 is the source of this 915-nucleotide messenger RNA. The record is from the annotation of a GenBank genome assembly. NCBI's taxonomy places the organism in Eukaryota, Metazoa, Rotifera, Eurotatoria, Philodinida, Philodinidae.
AUGGCAACUCCGCGCUUUUCUCAUCAAGUUGUCUUAUUAAAAAAUGGUACGGUACUAGUUAUCGGUGGAUCGCACGGUAUCCUUGAUAGUAAGGUUACAGAGAUAUAUAAUCCAUUAACAGAAACUUGGAGCAUAACUGGUAGUAUUAAUAUUGAACGCGAUUCCGCUGCAGCAUCUGUAUUAGCAGACGGUAGAGUGCUAAUUACUGGUGGAUGGAAUGGUACUGCUCCAAUCAAAAAUUCAGAAUUAUAUGAUCCGUUACCAGGAACGCGGACAAUGAUCUGUAUUACUGGAGGAUAUAAUGAAACAUCAGCUAUAAGUAGCUCAGAAUUGUAUAAUCCAUUAACAAAAAUAUGGACAACGACUGGUAGCAUUAAUAUUGCACGCUACCUCCACACAGCAUCCGUAUUAACAAAUGGUAAGGUGUUGGCUGCCGGUGGAUGGGACGGCAAUUCAUCUUUAAAUAGUGCAGAAUUGUACGAUCUCUUAACAGGAACAUGGACAAUGACUGGUAGUAUGCGUGAUGCACGAAGUGCGCACAUAGUAUGCUUAUUAACAAAUGGUAAAGUGCUAGUUGCUGGUGGAUGGACUGGCAAAUCAGUUCUAGUUAGUGCAGAAUUAUAUGAUCCAUUAACAGAAACGUGGGCAGUGACUGGUAGCAUGAAUUAUGGACGCAAUGCACACACAGGAUCCUUAUUAACGAAUGGUCAAGUACUAGUUACUGGUGGAGCAACUGGUGCAUCAACCUUAGAUAGUGCAGAAUUAUAUGAUCCAUUAACAGGAACAUGGACAACCACUGCUAGUAUGAAUUUUCCACGCUGGUUUCACACAGCAAUCGUAUUAGUAAAUGGUAGAGUAUUAGUUACUGGUGGAGCAAACGAUACGAUUAUCUUAUCUACUUCAGAAUUAUAUUGA